UGUUCUUUCAUUUUUCUCUCAAUUAGUUGAAUCCUUUUCUCCAAGUGAAGUAAUUAAAAUCUUUUAGCAUCUUUUUUUUCUUAUUCAAUUGUAAUUUUCUCUAAUUAAUUUGUUUUUUUCUUGUAAUUAAGUAUCAGCUUAAUACAAUUUAUUCGGAAAUGAAAUACGUUUUAUUGGAUGGUGAAAGUCUUGAGACUAGUGAUUUACUUGAGAUUGGUUAUGGCCGUUUGAAGGUUCGUUUGACUUCUGAGGCUGAAAUUAAAGUAAAAAAAGGUCGUGAUCUUUUAGAAUCUAUUUUGAAAGAGAAUAAGGUUGCCUAUGGUGUUAACACUGGAUUUGGUAAAUUUGCUAACAAGGUGAUACCAAACGAUUGUCUUGAACAGUUACAGUUAAAUCUGGUCCGUAGUCAUGCUGCCGGUGUUGGUAAUCCACUUACACCUGAUAGGGUUAGAAGGUUACUUGCUUUACGAAUCAAUGUUCUUUCCAAAGGACAUUCUGGUAUCUCUUUGGAAACAUUGAGACAAUUAAUUGACGCUUUCAAUGCCUCAUGUCUCUCAUGGGUACCCGAAAAGGGUACAGUCGGUGCUUCUGGUGAUUUAGCGCCAUUGGCUCAUCUAGCAUUGGGUAUGUUAGGUGAGGGUCAAAUGUGGUCACCUGAAACUGGUUGGGCAAAUGCUUCCCAUGUUCUUGAAACACAUGAUCUUAAACCAAUCAGGUUAAAGGCUAAAGAGGGUUUAGCUUUACUCAAUGGAACCCAAUUAAUUACUUCACUUGGUGCUGAAGCGGUUGAAAUGUCUGCCAGUAUUGCUCUUCAGGCUGACAUAGUUGCUGCUUUAUCUCUUGAGGUUCUAAAAGGUACUUCUCGUGCAUUUGAUGCUGACAUUCAUCGUAUUCGUCCUCAUCGAGGUCAAAUUAUGGUUGCCAAGCGACUUCGAUCUCUUUUACACUCUGAUAUUCAUCCAUCAGAAAUCGCCGAGUCUCAUAGAUUUUGUGAUCGUGUUCAAGAUGCUUAUACGAUUCGUUGUUGUCCCCAAGUUCAUGGUAUUGUUCAUGAUACUAUUACUUUUGUCAAAGAUGUUAUCACUACCGAGAUGAAUUCGGCUACAGAUAAUCCGCUUGUUUUCCCAGAAAGAUCUGAAAUUAUCUCUGGAGGUAAUUUUCACGGUGAAUAUCCUGCCAAAGUAUUAGAUUAUUUAACAAUUGGAGUUCAUGAAUUAGCGGCAAUGUCAGAAAGACGGAUUGAAAGAUUGGUUAAUCCUGCUUUAUCCGGUCUUCCGGCUUUUCUGGUUGAAAAUGGUGGAUUAAAUUCUGGAUUUAUGAUUGCUCAUUGUACCGCUGCAGCCUUGGUUUCAGAAAACAAAGUAUUAUGUCACCCGGCUUCAGUUGAUUCAUUGUCAACCUCUGCUGGAACUGAAGAUCAUGUAUCAAUGGGUGGAUAUGCUGCUAGAAAAGCACUUACCGUUGUAGAAAAUGUUGAAAGAGUAAUCGCCAUUGAACUUUUAGCUGCAUGUCAGGCGAUCGAAUUCCUCAGGCCACUUAAAUCAACAAAACCAUUAGAAGCCGUUUAUGCAUUGGUUCGAGAUGUUGUCAAACCAUGGGAUAAAGAUAGAUUCAUGGCUCCGGACAUUGAUGCUGCUACUCAAUUACUUAGGGAAAAUAAAAUAUUCGAUGUAGUUCAACCUUUUAUGGAUCUGUACGAUGAAAGAUAUUCAGGAUAUAAAGCGGACUCACCAACCUCGUCCUUUUCAAUUGACCACAGGGCGAAACGACGUAAAGCUGAGAUUCAUUUUGCAUAAAUUGUAAUUUCAAACAAUUUAGAUUAUAGAUUAACAUUUACAAUCUAAUUUCAGUUUUACAAUAUUUACAAUAAGUAAGAAAACAAAAACAUGAACA
Messenger RNA from Panonychus citri (citrus red mite), 1893 nucleotides. RefSeq names its product histidine ammonia-lyase-like. The record is from RefSeq and is a predicted model, not a curated record. The transcript is spliced from 4 exons. Gene Ontology annotation, biological process: L-histidine catabolic process. Bases 159 to 1796 code for a protein of 545 amino acids. Gene Ontology annotation, cellular component: cytoplasm. NCBI's taxonomy places the organism in Eukaryota, Metazoa, Arthropoda, Arachnida, Trombidiformes, Tetranychidae. Gene Ontology annotation, molecular function: histidine ammonia-lyase activity.